Molecule: messenger RNA, 7298 nt
Organism: Hippopotamus amphibius kiboko
Lineage: Eukaryota; Metazoa; Chordata; Mammalia; Artiodactyla; Hippopotamidae
Gene: PTGER3
Product: prostaglandin E receptor 3
Exons: 4
Coding region: 1335-2504 (389 amino acids)
Biological process (GO): positive regulation of cytosolic calcium ion concentration; inflammatory response; adenylate cyclase-activating G protein-coupled receptor signaling pathway
Cellular component (GO): plasma membrane
Molecular function (GO): prostaglandin E receptor activity
Source: RefSeq, a predicted model, not a curated record
CUUGGAGCAUGUCUGAAAAAAAAAUGGGAAAAUGACAAAUAUUGGCUUAAUAAAAGAUGUUUUUUAUUAAGCUUAAUAAACAUAUAAAAUAUUGGCUUAAUAAAAGAUGUUGCUAGGCUAUUAUGCCCAUUUUCAGUAAAUGUGAAGGCCUACAUAACAUCUAAAUGCAGUUUCCAGUCCUAAUUACAUAAGAAUGGGCCGGGGUGGAGAAAAAUGGUUGGAGGCUUUGUAAGAACUUGCCUUUUUCCUCCGCCUCAACCCCUCCCCCCUCACUCCAAUAGGCAAGCAGCCUUUGAUUUUAAUAUUUCAGUUGCAAUGAGAUAGUGAAAUAAGUGACAUAGUAAGUGGUUGUCACCUACCUCUAGCCGCUUUUUUCUUUCUUUUUUCUCUUUCUUUUUCUUUUUUUAAUUUUAAGGAAGGGGAAGAAUGGGCGGGGUUGGGGGGGAAUUUUUUUAUUUUUGAAUUCGACCUUCUGAUUUUAUUUUCCUGUACCUAUUCCCUUAAAUCUCGAGGCACUAUUAGCUUUAUAGUUUCAGCGCACCCCUGGGGACAGAGCAAUUUGGCCUGCUCAUGAUCACGUUAGAGUCCCGAAGUAGAAAGGGCAAGAAGGUUCAGGUUUAUCUAUGCAACGGGAGAGUGCUUUGCUUAGAUUGCUUAGGGUCAGGUGAGUUACACUUGUCACGGCUACAAAAGAGCUUCAGGAGGAGGAUCUGGUCUUUGCACAGGCAGCUAUGGACGGAGAAGGAAGUCCGUCUCGGCAACUUGCCUGAGGUGGGGUAGCCCGGGGAGACAUUUUAGUCCCCGCCACCCUCGGACGCUCCUCUGGGAGGAGGCGCAGAGCCGGGCAGGGCGGCCUGGCUCGGCGUCCGGUCCGGCCAGGAGUUGGUGCUUUUAGAGAGGUGUCCUCCGGUGACGCUGGGGCGGUUUCCGAGCCCAGGCGGCCAAGGCAUUGGUCACGCGGCCCGGAGAGAGGCGCUCCGUUGCUGCUGCAUCCUCCUCCCGCCGCACUUUGGCCCACACCCACGGGCGCCCCGCCCCCCCCUCCCCCCCCAGGCUUAUAGAACCGACCCCGCACCUCCGCGCGCCUCGGGGCCAGACGCUUCCCGGAGCCGACGGCGCGGCUGCCUGCGAGGCCUGGAAGCCCCGGCGGCACCGCCGCCGAAGUGGCGAAGUGAGGCGGCGGCUGCGCCCCGCAUCAUGGAGGGCAGCUCAGCCGCGGCCCCAGCCCCAGCCCCGGCCCCGGUCGCCACCGACAGCCGCCGCUUGCCGCGCCCGGUCUGCCGGCUCCCGUCGCUGCUCUCAGGGCGCCGUCCCCUCCUCACCUCGAAGAUAAUAUGAAGGAGGCCCGGGGCCACGCGAGCGCCCCUUUCUGCACGCGCCUCAACCAGUCCUACCCGGGCAUCUGGGCGCCCGAGCGCUCCGCCGAGGCGCGGAGCAACCUGACGCGCCCCGCGGGGCCCGGCGAGAACUGCGGCUCGGUGUCUGUAGCCUUCCCGAUAACCAUGCUGAUCACCGGCUUCGUGGGCAACGCGCUGGCCAUGCUGCUCGUGUCGCAGAGCUACCGGCGCCGGGAGAGCAAGCGCAAGAAGUCGUUCCUGCUGUGCAUCGGCUGGCUGGCGCUCACCGACCUGGUCGGGCAGCUGCUCACCAGCCCGGUGGUCAUCGUCCUGUACCUGUCCCACCAGCGCUGGGAGCAGCUCGACCCGUCGGGGAGGCUGUGCACCUUCUUCGGACUGACCAUGACCGUCUUUGGGCUCUCCUCGCUCUUCAUCGCCAGCGCCAUGGCCGUCGAGCGGGCGCUGGCCACCCGGGCGCCGCACUGGUACUCGAGCCACAUGAAGACGAGCGUCACCCGCGCCGUGCUGCUCGGCGUGUGGCUGGCGGUGCUCGCCUUCGCCUCGCUGCCGCUGCUGGGCGUGGGUGAGUACACCAUCCAGUGGCCCGGGACGUGGUGCUUCAUUAGCACCGGGUCCGAGGGCAACGGGACUGGCUCCCCGCACAACUGGGGAAACAUGUUCUUCGCUUCCGCCUUUGCCUUCUUGGGGCUCUCAGCGCUGGCCGUCACCUUCGCCUGCAACUUGGCCACCAUUAAAGCCCUGGUGUCCCGCUGCCGGGCCAAGGCCUCGGCGUCGCAGUCCAGCGCCCAGUGGGGCCGGAUCACCACGGAGACGGCUAUCCAGCUCAUGGGGAUCAUGUGCGUGCUGUCGGUCUGCUGGUCGCCGUUGCUGAUAAUGAUGUUGAAAAUGAUCUUCAAUCAGACAUCAGUCGAGCACUGCAAGAUGUACACAGGAAAGCAGAAUGAGUGCAACUUCUUCCUAAUAGCUGUCCGCCUGGCUUCACUGAACCAGAUCUUGGAUCCCUGGGUUUAUCUGCUGCUAAGAAAGAUCCUUCUUCAGAAGUUUUGCCAGAUCAGGCACAACACAAACAACUAUGCAUCAAGCUCCACCUCCUUACCCCACCAGUGCUCCUCAACCUUGAUGUGGAGUGACCAUUUGGAAAGAUAAUGAAAGAACGGAGUUGGACUUUUUAUUGCAAUUCCUGCUUUCCUGAGUUUGUGUAUUUUUUCCCACCUGAGGAGGAGAAUUUUAUAUUUUGACUUGGAUUGUUUCUUCUUUUUCGUCCUUCUUAAAAUUUUAAUGUUUUUUUUUCUUGUCAGUAAUAUCCACUGAGACCAAGUUUAUUACUAUAAUCUGUGCCUUUGAGCAUUAAAUUGGGUUCUUGGACUGGAUUUUGAGUAUACAUUUAAGAAGUUGGGCAGCAUUGGACAGAUGGUGACGGGUGAAAAAAAUGAGAAAAAGAAAACUCCAUCUUUCAUUAGUUUUCCCUCAACUUCAAACUCUUAUGUGAAUCUCAACUGAUGUGGAUAUCUUUAUAUUUUAUGGUAGUUUUGAUUUUUACAAUAUGAGUUUGAAAAAUCAGCACAAGUGUUUGCAAGUGGAAAGUCAGCUUAUCGAGAGCAAGAAUUCAAUUAAUCGGACAUAAACUUCAUGGGAUAGAAAAGGAUGCCAAAUGAAAGCAAGAGGGUACCAUGACCAAAAACACUUAUGUAAAAUGUGUGAUUAAUGUUUUGGAGCUGUUGUGUUCUUCUGGGCUAAGCUGGGAACUUAAAGUCCUUAAGUCUGUAUUCUGGUUAUGUGUCAUUUAGCAACUCAGGAAUCAGCUUAAUUGUCAUUUCUCUGUCUUUGAAGACUGAAAGGUAUGAUGCAGCUAAGGGUUCUCUUGAAAUGUCAUAGGAAAUAAUAAUGAGGCUAAGUGAUUAACUGUUGAGUUGGAGCGUUAAAAAAACUCCAGGCACAGACUCUGAAUCACCACUAUCAAUUCAGCAUUUCUUACAAUUUCUUCUUGGGUGGCAUACAAAAAACAAAAUUAAUAAGUGACAUAGUUAUCAACUAUCAGGUUUUGUUACUUUUUUAUGAAGUAAAAGGGUCUAGUUUGUCUGAAAUAAGAAAUUCUGUGGACUUUAAAAAAAAUACUUUGAGUCAUCUGCUCUCUCUCAGCUAAUGUGCCCUUACCUGCUCAUAAAUUCAACCAGCAUUUCUUCAUCUUGUCUUUCUUUCCCCCUCCCCUUCCUCCUUCUUUUCCCUCUCUCCAUUCACUUAAUUCAACACAUAUUUAUUGAUUGUCCCUUCUUUAGGCACCUAAGGGCCAUGCUGUCACCUACGAAGACAUCUUGGAAAGAGAUGAUAAUAUGGUAUCAGUAGUUUUGCAAUAGGAGCCUAUACUGUGACUCCAUUGUCAUUUCUGUCAAUGAGAUGAAACCAAAAUGGUUGCAUCAUUCCUUUUGGAUAGCUGAACCAGUGUGAAUUAGCUGUAAACUACAAUUAUUUUCAUUAAAUAUAUAUUGAAAUUCAAGCAUUAUGUAACCAGCACGAAACUGAUGCUGUACACAAUCCCUUUAUUCAGGUUUAAAUUCAACAAAUUUUAUUUAGCAAGUAGAAUUUUCAGACCAUCAUAGGAAUAUCCAUGCUCCUGUUACCUCUGUCUGUAUCAUCCAGCUAUGCGGUUAUCUAGCUGUCAUCUAUUUACUAUUUUAUUUUUACAAAAGAGGAUAAGGUUUACAGAGGGCUUGCCCAAUGUCACUUAGUUAAUGUAAGUAAGAAUUCAGAUCCAAGUUUAAGUUUUUUGAUUCCAGGUUUACUGUUCUCCCUAUAGCACAGUGGGAUGUAAGACUUGUUACAAUGAUAUUCCGUUUAUAAGACAAUGUGAUCUAGUAAAAAAAGCAUAGGUUUUGGAGUCAAACUUGGAUUUAAGUAUGGCUGUGCCACUCAUUAGCUCUGUGAACUUGAGAAAGUUAUUAAUUUCAUUGAGUCUCAAUGAAUUAAUUUGUAAGCUAAAGACAAUAAUACUUACAUGUGGGGUUAUUGUGAUAAGGUAUGUAAAGUGAGUGUAACACAAUAGGUACUCAAUACAUAUUAACUGUGAUUAAUUCUUUAUCUAGACUUACCUCUAACUGUAUAAUAUGAGUUCUCAAUUCAUCUAUAAACUGGCUUCCUGACUGUGUGGGAUGAAAUGUCAUGGACAGAAUCAACUUCAAAUCCCUGGAUGCUAUUCUUGAUUCUAAUACCUCAUGGUUAUUUCUACCCACAUAAAACCUACUCAUCUCCUGCACGUGCAAAUCUCACCUUGUCCUUAGGCCUUGGAUAAUUUAAGUACAGAAGCCCCUCCUUAUCUGCAGUUUUAGCUCCCAGUGGUUAAGCACAGCCUGAAAAUAUUAAAUGGAAAAUUCCAGAAGUAAACAGUUCAUAAGGGUUAAAUUGCGUGCUAUUCUAAAUAGCGUGAUGAAAUUGCCUAGGGUUCUGCUUUGUUUUACCUGGGACAUGAGUAUCCCGUUCAUCAUUGUCACGAGGUAGCCUACUCAGUUAUCAGGUCCACUGUUGAGGUUUUGCAGUGCUUGGGUCCAAGCACUUAAUAUGUUUUUUACUUCAUAAUGGCCCAGGGGAAUUCCCUGGUGGUCCAGGGGUUAAGAUUCUGAGCUUUCACUGCCCAGGGCCUGGGAUUCAAUCCCUGGUCAGGGAACUAAGAUCCCACAAGCUGUGAGACAUGCCAAUAAUAAUAAUAAUAAUAAUAGCUCCAAAGCCCAAGAGUAGUGAUGCUUGGCCAUUUGGAUAUGCCAAAGAGAAGUUGUAAAGUGCUUCCUUUAAAUGAAAGUUCUCAACUUAAUAAGAAAAGAAAAAAAAUCAUAUGCUGAGGUUGCUAAAAUCUAUGUAAGAAGAAAUCUGUCCUUGAAAUUGUGAAGAAGGAAAAAGAAAUUUGUGCUAGUUUUGCUGUCACACCUCAAACCUCAAAAGUUACAGCCAUGGUGCAUGAUCAGUGCUGAGUUAAGACAGAAAAGGCAUUAAAUUUGUACAAUAAAAUAUUUAGAGAGAGAGAGCAAGAGAGACCACAUUCACAUAACUUUUAUAACAAUAUAGCGUUAUAAUUGUUCUGUUUUAUUAUUGGUUAUUGUUAAUCUCUUUACUAAUUCAUAAAUUAAACUUUAAAACAGGUAUAUAUGUACAGGAAAAAACAUAAUAUGUAUAGGGUUCAGUACCAUCUGCCGUUUCAGGUACUCACUAGGGUCUUGGAAUGUAUUCCCCAAGAAUAAGGGAGGACUACUGUGUCUGUUAUCUUCUUACCUCUCUCCCCAGCUCUGAAGUUAUAAAGUGAUCAUUUUGAUGAUUACUGUAUUGUUCCAUAAAUAUUUUCAUUAUGUAUGUCUUUUUCCCUUGACAAAAUUCUAUUUCCUAAUGGACAGGACACUUUCCUUAUAUUAUCUUCAUAGGUCUCAUAGCACUAGUGCAGUAUUUGACACCAAGAGAAAGGCUUAUUUGGUAAACUCUCAACAAAAGUAACAUUUAUGUACAAGAUUAGCUGUUGCAAAUUUAAAUAAAGUGAUAGAAAGCACUUUGUCUCCAUGAUGUUGUUCACCUUGAGAAAUUUCAUGUUAAACUUUCCUGAUUUAAAAAUCCUGCAUCCAGGCAGAAAUAAUCACAUGCAGAUUAAUAUGAUAAUGUUUAGUAAAGCUCUCUAUAUAAAAAUAAUGUGAUAAAAUUGGAAAAAUGAUUAUUUGAUAAAGAUAUUUCUCACACAAUUAGGAAGACCUUUGUCCAAUUCAUUUGAAAUCUGAUGUAGGGACAAUAUACGUCAGUAUAAAAUACUUUUGUUACUUCUAUUUUUAACCCACAGAAAUGUAUACAUUGCAUGCUAAAUUCCCCUAAGAAAAUAGCCUCUGUAACAUAUGUUCUCAGAAGUUCUGAAUAAUGAUUCAGCAACACACUCACUGAUUUUUAAUAAGUGCCCUCAUCUACAUUUUCUUUUUUAUCCUCAAUAAACAAGGGUUCUCAUAAUUAUGUAAUUGAGGACAGAACUAAAUCUCAAAUAAGUAAGUAAAUAAAAUUCUUAGGAACUCUGCUAAAAGAAUGUUACAUGUGGAAAAUAGUGCUUGAUCUGCAACUUACUGCAAUUAUAGUAACUACUGUAAAGCUCUAUGGGAUCCAUAUACCAAAAAGUAUGAUAGUAAUAUGCUUCAUAAGUGGGCCGUAUAGACCUGGUUCCUGACUACACGUAGAUCUAUGACUUUUGCAUUGGAAGAAACAAACUCCUGCCUUCUUCCACCACCAUUCUAUUACAGAACCUGUGAUUUCAUUCAGCACCACGACUACCCAGUGUGAAACAAAAUAAACAAAAAAUCCAGCUGUGCUGCUCCCAAAAGAGGUUGGGACAGGUAAUGUGAAGAGGCAUACCAAGCCAUGCCAAGAUCUCAGAACCAGGGCGAGGAAAGGAAACAGGGGAUAUUGGGGUUAGAAGACUGAGCUUCCAUCAGAAGUUAUAUUUAUCUAAAUUCUCCCAAGGAAGGAGAAGAAAGUUAAAGUCACUAUCUUUUGUAUGUGAAUGUGUAUAUAUAUCUUAUAAGGGGACUUUGGUCCAUGAAAUACAUGAAAAUGUAUUGAAUUGAUCUACAUUUUUAGUGUCUACAAGAAUGACUUUUAAAAAUUAAAUGAAUAAUGAAAACCAGGUUGUAAGGAAACCAUAUAAGCUACUUAAGAGAACAAAAGUUUUUUCAACAUCUUCAGUAGUUGGAAGCACAUUUAAAAGAAGUCUAUUGUUAAGAUAAUUGUAAUUAUGCAGGCACCUUAAGUAUCUGAAUAAAAUAUACCUUGCUUGAUAUGCUUUUAAUUAAUUACUAUGAAUACUUAAAUGUGUAAUGGCUGUCUUAAAAAAUAUUUGCACUUAUGUUUUUCAUUAAUCCAGGCUUUUACUGAAUAUUUUAAUUCAAAAUAUGUCACUUACUCCAUGGAUUAAAGUGUUUCUCUGUUUUA